AUGGGACAGGUUCUUUUAACUGGAUGUCGCUGUGUGGAGCUCGACUGUUGGGACGGUGAUGACGGUAACCCAGUUAUAUACCACGGACACACGUUCACCACCAAGAUACCGUUUAGAAAAGUGGUUGAGACCAUUGCAAGAAGUGCCUUCGUAACGUCUCCGUACCCUCUCAUCUUGAGUAUCGAGAACCACUGCAGCCUGCCGCAACAACAGGUGAUGGCGAGCACGUUUGAGGCAGUGUUCGGAGAGCAACUGGUGACGUCGUUUCUGUUCGAAAUCGAUUACACAGACGAGCCGCGUCUACCGAGUCCAGAACAACUUAAAUACAAGGUACUAAUUAAAAAUAAGAAGAUGCUACCGGUGGAAUCGAGUCCAACUGUGGGAAUUACCGGCGCCAGUUCAGCUCAAGGCUAUGGCGGAGUUUUAUCUACGGCUUUUAGGGCUAAUGGGAUUCGUCACACCAGUUCUUCAUUACCAGACGCGAGUAAUAGAACCAGUUCAAUCAUGUCGAACCAGUCGGCUGGAUCAUCACUCACGGAGUACUUUUCUGAUGAAGACUAUGAUGAAGAUGAUGAAAUCGACGAAAAAGAGCUGCAUAAGAUCCUGAAUUCUUUCGAAGAUAAAGUGGGUAGGACGUCUCUCUCGCUCUACCAGAGCUUCCGUAGGGGGGAGGGAGAGGGAGAGAACGCGGCAAUGAAACACGCAGCCAACAGAAAGAGAAGUAAUCAAAUAGCGAGAGAAUUAAGUGACAUGGUCACGUACGUUCAGGCAAUCAAAUUUCGGGGUCUUACCCCGUUGUCUCCUCGAAGUUCAGUCCGAGCUGCUCCCAAAGAACCUUCUGCAGCUUGCAGCUUCGAAUCAUCGGAAAGCAGUGACAGCGCUCAGAGCAAUAUGGCCCACCAGCGCGGUCGUUGUCUCAAUACGCCAGCGAUUCAUCAUCCUUGCUAUCGCUGUUCCUCGGUCAACGAAGCCAUUGCUAAGAAGAUUUGCAGGAAACACCCUCUGGCGCUGAUAGCUCACACUGAGACACAACUCGUCAGAACCUAUCCCGCCGGCCUAAGGAUAGACUCUUCGAACUUUGACCCCGUGACCUUCUGGUCGUGUGGCGUCCAGCUUGUGGCGCUGAACUAUCAGACAGAAGACGCCGCUAUGGCAGUAAACGCGGCCAUGUUUGAGACCAACGGCUGCGUGGGUUACGUCAGAAAACCAAAAGUCAUGUGGGAUUCCUCACAUAUAGCGUACAGAAGAUUCAAUCCUAUGGAUAAAGAGUUCGACGGUAUCCACGCUGCCCAUUUGACAUUGGCGGUCAUUUCUGGUCAAUACGUAGCUGAGAAUGUAUACUCGUUUUACAACGCGUACGUCGAAGUCGAGAUCCUUGGGGUGCCGGCUGACUGCAAGAAAAUCAAGACUAGGGUCGCUAGACGAAACGCACUCAAUCCGAUAUGGAAUGAGAAUUUUAAUUUCAAGGUUAACUUUCCUGAGCUGGCGUUCGUACGUUUUGAAGUGUAUGAUGCUGAUACCAACUAUAUGUUGUCUCAAAGAGUCAUACCGUUGCAGUGCUUACGGCCCGGGUACAGACAUGUCAGAUUGCGCUCCCCAACCAACCAGCCUCUGAACAUGGCGUCGCUUCUGAUCUUCUCCCGCGUGUCUGAAGAAGCGGCCGGAGAAUGUGCGAGGUCAGAUACUGAACCUGGUUCACCAGCGCUUAGAAGGAAGAUACACUUCGUGGUGGUACACGCGGUGGUUCUCCACGAACCCUACUCCAUAUUGAAGGUCACUCAGGAUACCACCACCAAUGAGGCAAUAGCCCAAUGCCUAUCGAAAGCGGGGGUCUGCAAAUCUGCCAGAGGGAACUACGUGUUGGUGGAGGAAGUUCCAUCAAGAACUCCUACGCAGAGAGUCUUAGCUCCUCAUGAGAGAGUCUUGAAAACCACAUCGAGACCUGGAGCCAAACUACUGCUUAAGAGAGUGGGUGACGACCCCAGCAGCAGAGCUUGGCUAACUAGCAUCAGGUCAGCGUCAACUGAUCGUCCUCGGGACACUGUUCCCUCGGAUGAAGAGGCCCAGGAGCAACGGAAACCAGACAGCUUCCUCGUCUGCAUUCACAAUGUAUGUCAUGAAAUACCAUACGCCAUACUAAAGGUACCAUUAAGUGCGACUGCCUCCUAUGUCAUUUAUCAAGCUUUAACGAAGGCGAGAUGUCAUGAUGAUCCUAAAAGAUUCGUGCUUGUUGAAGAGCUGGAAUGGGGCGGGCGAGCUGGUGCGGGCGCACAGCAACGGGCUUUAGCUGAUGAUGAAGUGGUUUACGCUGCACAAGCCAGUUGGAAGACUUUAGGCAGAUUCGUGCUGCAAGAACGAGGCAGCACCGCACCUCUCCCGCGACACCGCGCCUGCAUACAGAGAAUACAGAGAGGACUUAGCAUCACUAGAGGAGCAAUUACUGGUGCUGGUGGAUUUCCUCUUGGGGGUAUAAUGUCCAGUGAGAAUGUGAGUGAAGGAAAAACUCCAGUUCAGACGGCGUACAGCGACCCCACACAUUGCAGAAGGGUGUCGUCAACUCCAUUGGGAAAAGGUAUAGGAAGGGCAAAAGGUCAUUCGGACAAGGAUAUACGGUCAUAUAAUCAAAGGCGCUCCAGAGACGUUGAGCCGGAGGGUGAAGCUGGCGGUGUGAGCGGGGCGGGAGGCUCCUUGGGCGCGGAGGCUUUAGCGGCGCAGGUCGCUCGCUUCAAGAGAGUCUUCCGCCGGCUCGGCACGAGUCUGGCGAACCACAGGGCUUCACUCUCUUCAGAACUAGGCUCGCUGUGGGACUUCUUUAGGAUCGAUCGAGAAAGACGACGAUCAACGCCGCACUCUAUCGACCCCAUAGAAACUAAGUCACCAGCAAAAUUAGCUAGGGAUCUGUUCCAAGUGAUACAAGAAACUGUAUUCUCGAAGAAGUUUGAAGAGAAGCGAUGUCCUUUGGUCAAGGAAGAAUCUGAUUUGAGCUCGGACGAAGAAGAUGGUACGGAACGAAGGAUUGCUAAUUUAAUAGAUUUCUUCUUUACGAUAGUGAAAAGUCAAAAGGAGGAGCGAAAGGGCAGCGGCGGAAGCUGCUUCAAGAGCUCCAGCCCGGAAGAAGUGACUGCGUACGUGCCAAGAAAAAUUAACGUGGAAUUGGAAGAAAAAAUGGAAACUUUGAUAGAAUUCCUAGCUACGUCCGGCUGCGUUGAGAAAGACGAAACAGAAGAUAAGAAAAUAACACUCAUGGAAUUCUUAUUUGGUACGGACGAUAGGAAAUUCGAAAUGCCCAUGAUAGAAGUCAAUAAAGGCAUGAGUUUGACGGAGUCGAACGUUAAUGUGAAGAAUCUUACUUUUAUUGACGAAACUCCAGGCGAUGAGGGGAGCGAGACUCUUGUUGAAAUGCUGUUAAAAUACAUGGAUGACUACGGUUCAAAGGAUAAAGAAACACCAAAAAGUCUAUCCAUGACGCCCUCACUGUCAGAAAAAUCCAAAUCAGAUAUGACGAUAAGCAAAUUUGAAACUUUUAGUGAUAUAAGUAAGACCAAAUCCGAUUCGACAUUAACGCAGACUCAGGAUACCGUCAUAGAUAAUGAUAGGCCGAGGAGAGUGUCGGAAACUGUCAUAGAUUUGAGCUACAUUAAAUCAGAUUUGGAAGCUAUCUUCGAGGAAGCGGUACUUAGAGUCUGUGAGCUGAGAAUGAUAUUCGAAGACGAUACUAUGAGUGAACAGGAAGAUAUAGAAAAUUUCAACGCAUACACUAAACCACCUCAAAUCCAGUACAGCAUGCCGUUCAGCGUCGAACUAUCGGAUAUAAUAGAAGAAGACGAACCGUCUUCAAAAGGUUUAGAAAGAGAUAGAAUGUCCUUAAUACGAGAAUGCGCAGAAGAACUAAUAAAAUAUAUAGAAGAAAAAGUUAGUAAUUAUCACCUAGACGAUUCUUCUGGGCCAUCCACAGAAGAAUACAGCAGGGAAUUCGAUUUGAGUCCAAGCCACAAAUCUAUAAGUCUCGUAGAUUUACGUAAUAUACCAGAGCUACCGCCGAGCAUGAUUCUGAAGCCGAAAGUACUAAGAGUUGACAAAUCUACGUCUACAACGGAAAUUUCCGAUUCAAUAUCCGAUUAUUCCAAAAGAAUCGAUUCUGCGUGUAUGACGGAGAAUACCACGCUAUCAUCAAGCUCAGAGAGGAAUGAAAGAGCUUUGGAUAAGCUUGAAUCACUUCAUCGAUUCUUCUCCAGAUCUCGUUUGGAGAUUAUAGAUGAAAGUUUGGAGGAAAUGGAGAAACUUAAGAGUCCGAAGGUUGAAUAUAAAAGCACUGAUACGAAAACGGGUCAAGCGAGCCUUGACGAUGUAGAAGAUCUUGUUGAGGACAACGAUAGAACCGAAAAAGAUGAUAAACAAAACAUUGAAAUGGAAAAAUAA
Molecule: messenger RNA, 4419 nt
Organism: Danaus chrysippus (African queen)
Lineage: Eukaryota; Metazoa; Arthropoda; Insecta; Lepidoptera; Nymphalidae
Source: the annotation of a GenBank genome assembly